AAGGCAUAUGAGGCAUAUACUGCAGCAGGUUCUCUUUAUUCUAAAGCGUUGUCUUACUCUGGAGAUGCAGUGACAGUAUAAUGGAAGGAAAAGUCCCUGUUUUUAGGUAGGAAAAUUACACGAGUCAGGCGGUGAAAGGAAAGAGCAGUUAAAACAGCAGCAGCAGCAGCACACCGAAGAAGGGAGAAGCCACAGCUGUGCAAACUAGACCUUGAAGCAGCCAAGCACGAGACUGGUGAGAUACCAAGAGACAUUUGAAGAUCCUGAAGGUGUGCUGGCAGUUGGAUUGCCUCUCUUAGUCUUUUACUCCCUCUCCCCACCCCUUCCCCCCCCUCCCCGUUUGGAGCUACGUGGGGUGAACACUCCGUGGGUACUGCCUCUUAUUCCUCAGAUUUCUUCUCUUGCCUGCCUGCUGCUGCAACCUACUACCACCGUUGCUGCUGCUGCUGCUGCUGCUGCUGCUGCUGCUGCUGCUGCUGCUGCUGCUGCUGCUGCUGCUGCCUCUGACAGGAACGUGUUAAGAAAGCAGAAGGAGAAAAUGCCAGCCAUCCUGGUUGCCUCCAAAAUGAAAUCGGGACUGCCCAAACCUGUCCACAGCGCUGCACCGAUCCUCCAUGUCCCGAUGGCCAGGGCUGGCCCUCAGCCUUGCUACCUGAAGUUCGGGAAUAAGGUGGAGGUGACCAAACCUGUCUAUUCCAGCCAGAUCCCCCUGAAAUCGCAGGGACUGCACGAGCCUGGGGGAGAAGGACUGGCCCCGAAGAAAACCAGCUCUGUGGAAAAUGGGUUUGACACCCAGAUUUAUACAGACUGGGCCAAUCACUACCUAGCAAAAUCUGGCCAUAAGCACUUAAUCAAGGAUCUGCAGCAAGAUGUAACCGAUGGCGUUUUAUUGGCAGAGAUAAUCCAAGUUGUAGCAAAUGAAAAAAUUGAAGACAUCAAUGGCUGUCCAAAGAACAGGUCUCAAAUGAUUGAAAACAUAGAUGCCUGCCUGAAUUUUCUGGCAGCAAAGGGAAUAAACAUACAGGGUCUGUCUGCAGAAGAAAUCAGGAAUGGGAAUCUCAAGGCCAUUUUAGGCCUCUUCUUCAGUCUUUCCCGUUACAAGCAGCAACAGCAACAGCCUCAGAAACAACCCCUCCAGCAUCCUUCAUCUCAGCCGACUCCUGCCGUAUGCCAGCAAGCCAGCUCUCUCUACCAGUGCCAGUUUGGGGUGCAACAGCCUCAGCAACAGGUGCAAGCUACACCCCAAACCCAGUGCCAACCAUCCCAGCCAGCUUUGCAUCAGCAGUUAAAAGCACAACCAGAAAUGCAGUCCAGUGCAUCAUCCAGGGACUCAUCUCAAAGCAAAAUCAUCCGGUUCACACUCAGUCAGAAAAAGACUUCUAGACUCCCAGGUCCUACCGCGAGGGUAUCCGCUGCAGGCAGUGAAGCCAAAACUCGUGGGUCCAUUAGCACUAACAACCGGCGCAGUCAGAGCUUUAACAACUAUGAUAAAUCAAAACCCGUCACCUCCCCAACACCACCUCCACCACCACCACCGCCGCCACCAUCCUCCAACAGCUAUGAGAAAGAGUCAUUGGAAAGCCCAGUCUCCUCUCCCCCAGGAAUGAAUGAAAAUGCUCCCAUCUCAUUUCAAAGCAGCAGCAGCACUAAUUCCAUUGGUGGCGGAAGCUCAUCAGCCAUUCCCCAGCCUGGAACUGCCCCUAAACCUUGGCGGAGCAAGUCUCUGAGUGCGAAGCACACUGCCACAUCUUCCAUGCUAUCUGUGAAGCAGCCCAUGUCAGAGUCACCAAAGCCAUCUCCGGAGACCAUAAAAGCCACCUCCAAUAAUCAGAAAUCAAUGCUAGAGAAAUUGAAACUCUUCAACAGCAAGGGUGGAUCAAAGACGGGGGAGUCCCUGGGGUCCCGGGACCCAAGCUGUGAAAGGCUGGACACUCUCCCUAGCUUUGAGGAAAGCGAAGAGAUGGAGGCUGCCCAACGGACCACCAGCGCCACUGGACCGGCUUCCAACAGCCCCAAGAUUGCACUCAAGGGAAUUGCCCAAAGAACAUUCAGCCGGGCACUGACCAACAAGAAAACCUCCCCAAAGGGCAAUGAGAAAGACAAGGACAAGCAGCGGGAGAAGGAAAAGGAAAAGAGCAAGGAUGUCUCCAAGAGAGCAUCUGUCACAGAGAAACCAGACAUAAAAGAGGAACCAAAAGAAGAACCAACCACAGCAGCUAUCACAGAGAUGCCAAAAAAGUCCUCCAAGAUUGCAAGCUUUAUCCCCAAAGGCGGAAAGCUGAACAGUGCCAAGAAGGAGGCCCCGGCCCCUUCCCACAGUGGAAUACCAAAACCAGGAAUGAAAACCACCCCUGGAAAAUCCUCAAGUGCCCCAGCUUCCUGCAAGGAAGGGGAGAAAAUCCGAAGUGGGAAACCCAGCUCAGGGCUCUCCCAUCAGAAGUCCCAGUUGGGCAGCAAACAUUCCAGUUCCUCCUCCAGCUUAGCCUCCUCAGAAGGCAAAGGAAUUGCAGGAUCAGCGACCUUGAGCAGCAGCAGCAGCAGCCAGCCUGUCAACGGGCCAGCUAGUACCACCCAGACAACGGGAAGUAAUACUGUCAGUGUCCAGCUACCUCAGCCCCAACAGCAAUACAACCACCCCAACACUGCCACAGUAGCUCCUUUCAUGUACAGGUCACAGGCAGACAAUGAAGGGAACAUAACAGCAGAGUCCAGUACAGUUGGAAUGAACCUGGAGCCUGUCAUUUACACUAAAAGUGGACAGUCUGGCCUAGAAGAUCUUCCUGGGGAGGAUCCAGAAACUCGGAGAUUGAGAACUGUAAAGAACAUUGCUGACCUACGUCAGAAUUUGGAGGAGACCAUGUCCAGUUUACGGGGAACUCAGGUCACACACAGCACAUUGGAAACCACAUUUGACACCAACGUUACUACUGAAAUAAGUGGGCGCAGCAUUCUCAGCCUGACAGGAAGAGCAACUCCUUUGUCCUGGAGACUUGGCCAGUCGAGCCCUCGACUCCAAGCAGGGGAUGCUCCGUCAAUGGGUAAUGGAUACCCUCCAAGAGCCAAUGCCAGCCGUUUCAUCAACACCGAAUCUGGUCGUUACGUGUACUCCGCCCCUCUGAGGAGGCAGCUAGCGUCCCGAGGAAGUAAUGUCUGCCACGUAGAUAUCGCUGAUAAAGGAGGGGAAGACAUAGACCUAGAAGGCAUCAGCAUGGACGCCACUGGCUAUAUGAGUGAUGGAGAUGUUCUGGGAAAGAAUAUAAGAACUGAUGACAUUACGAGCGGGUACAUGACUGAUGGUGGCCUUGGUCUUUACACCCGCCGAUUGAACCGGCUACCCGAUGGAAUGGCUGUCGUCCGGGAGACACUUCAGCGCAACACGACCCUGGGCCUCGGAGAUGCUGACAGCUGGGAUGACAGCAGCUCUGUCAGCAGUGGAAUCAGUGACACCAUAGACAAUCUCAGCACCGAUGAUAUCAACACCAGCUCAUCCAUUAGCUCCUAUGCCAACACGCCUGCUUCAUCACGCAAAAAUCUGGAUGUGCAGACCGAUGCCGAAAAGCACUCCCAGGUAGAACGGAAUUCCCUAUGGUCGGGUGAUGAUGUCAAGAAAUCAGACGGCGGCUCAGACAGUGGAAUAAAGAUGGAGCCUGGUUCCAAGUGGAGACGUAAUCCCUCGGACGUUUCUGAUGAGUCUGACAAAAGCACUUCGGGCCGGAAGAAUACAGUCAUUUCCCAAACGGGUUCAUGGCGGCGAGGCAUGACUGCUCAGGUGGGCAUCACCACCCCAAGAACUAAGCCUUCCACAACCUCAGGAACACUGAAGACUCCAGGGACAGGGAAAACGGAUGAUGCCAAGGUAUCUGAGAAAGGUAGACUUUCUCCUAAAGGCACUCACGUUAAACGUUCUCCCUCAGAUGCGGGGCGGAGCAGCGGGGAUGAAUCCAAAAAGCCACCAUCCAACAACUCCAGGGUGACCGCAGCGAAUACCAACACCUUUGGGUUUAAGAAGCAGAGUGGGUCUUCUUCGGUGGGCCUGACCAUGAUCACGGCCAGUGGGGCAGCCAUAACUAGUAGGUCAGCCACCCUGGGCAAGAUCCCCAAGUCUUCAGGACUCAUGGGUCGGUCCACUGGGCGGAAGGCAAGCAUCGAUGGGUCUCCAAACCCAGAUGACGGUUACCUGGCAAUGAGUGCCCGCACGAACCUGCAGUACAGGAGUUUACCGAGACCCAGUAAGUCCAGUAGCCGGAAUGGGGCUGGCAACAGAUCUAGCACCAGUAGUAUAGAUUCCAACAUCAGCAGCAAGUCAGCCUGUCUACCUGGCCCUAAACUGAGAGAACCUUCCAAGACAGCGCUUGGCAGCUCUUUGCCAGGAUUGGUCAACCAGACUGAUAAAGAAAAAGGAAUCUCAUCCGACAGUGAGAGCGUGGCUUCCUGUAACUCCGUUAAAGUGAACCCAGCAGCCCAGGCCGUUUCCAGUAUAGCUCAGGCAACUCACCAGCAAGGAACCAAGUACCCUGAUGUGGCAUCCCCAACUCUACGCAGGCUUUUUGGCGGGAAGCCUGCUAAGCAAGUGCCUGUCACAACAGCUGAAAGCAUGAAAAAUUCAGUGGUCAUCUCCAACCCUCACGCCACCAUGAACCAGCAGGGAAAUCUAGACUCACCUUCUGGCAGUGGCAUACUGAGCAGCGGGAGCAGCAGCCCUCUGUAUAGUAAGACCAUGGACCUCAACCAGUCUCCGUUAGCCUCCAGUCCCAGCUCAGCCCACUCUGCUCCUUCUAACAGCCUCACCUGGGGUACCAACGCCAGCAGUUCUUCGGCCGUCAGUAAGGACGGCCUUAGCUACCAGGCUGUCGGCAGCCUUCACACAAGUUGUGAAUCCAUUGAUAUCUCCCUCAGCAGCGGUGGAGGAGUCAGUCACAACUCCUCCACUGGUUUGAUCGCCUCCUCUAAAGAUGACUCCUUGGCUCCCUUUGUCAGAACCAACAGCGUUAAAACCACACUGUCAGAAAGCCCUCUCUCUUCCCCUGCUGCUAGUCCCAAAUUCUGCAGAAAUACUUUGCCCAGGAAGCAGGACAGCGACCCACAUCUUGAUAGGAACACUUUGCCUAAGAAAGGACUCAGGUACGCCCCCUCUCCACAGCUACGCACUCAUGACGAUGCAAAAGAGUGGCUCCGAUCUCACUCUGCAGGAGGGCUCCAGGACACAGCUGCAAAUUCCCCCUUUUCAUCGGGGUCCAGCGUCACCUCACCCUCUGGAACCAGAUUCAAUUUCUCCCAACUUGCGAGCCCCACGACUGCAACCCAGAUGAGCUUAUCCAAUCCAACCAUGUUGCGAACCCACAGUCUUUCCAACGCUGAUGGGCCUUACGAUCCCUACAGUGACAGCCGCUUCCGUAAUAGUUCCAUGUCACUGGACGAGAAAAGCAGGACAAUGAGCCGCUCUGGGUCAUUCCGAGAUGGGUUUGAAGAAGUGCAUGGGUCCUCCCUCUCUCUGGUUUCCAGUACUUCAUCUAUUUACUCAACGCCAGAAGAAAAAUGCCAGUCAGAGAUUCGCAAGCUCCGAAGGGAGUUGGAUGCAUCUCAGGAGAAGGUUUCUGCUUUGACCACUCAGUUGACUGCAAAUGCUCACCUUGUGGCAGCCUUUGAGCAGAGCCUUGGAAACAUGACAAUCAGGCUUCAGAGUCUGACCAUGACAGCUGAACAGAAGGACUCGGAGCUGAACGAGUUAAGGAAAACCAUUGAGCUUCUGAAGAAGCAGAAUGCUGCUGCCCAGGCUGCUAUCAAUGGAGUAAUUAACACUCCUGAGCUCAACUGCAAAGGGAAUGGCACUUCCCAGUCAGCUGACCUCCGCAUCCGAAGGCAGCAUUCUUCAGACAGCGUCUCCAGCAUAAACAGUGCAACUAGCCACUCCAGUGUGGGAAGCAACAUGGAGAGCGAUUCAAAGAAAAAGAAGAGAAAGAAUUGGGUCAACGAGUUACGCAGCUCCUUCAAGCAAGCUUUUGGUAAGAAGAAAUCACCAAAGUCAGCGUCUUCUCACUCUGACAUUGAAGAGAUGACUGAUUCGUCCUUGCCCUCAUCACCCAAGUUGCCUCACAACGGCUCCACUGGCUCUACUCCCCUGCUGAGAACCUCCCACUCCAAUUCUCUCAUUUCUGAGUGCACCGAUAGUGAGGCUGAGACUGUGAUGCAGCUGCGAAAUGAGCUAAGAGACAAGGAGAUGAAACUGACAGAUAUCCGUCUGGAAGCCCUGAGCUCAGCUCACCAGCUCGACCAGCUCCGAGAGGCCAUGAACAGGAUGCAGAGUGAAAUUGAGAAGUUAAAAGCAGAGAACGACAGGCUCAAGUCUGAGAACCAAGGCAGCUGCAGCCGGGCUCCGUCCCAGGCGUCCAUCUCCUCCUCCCCAAGGCAGUCCCUGGGGCUCUCGGAGCACAGCCUAAACCUCACUGAAUCCACCAGUCUUGACAUGUUGCUGGAUGACACUGGUGAUAGCUCCGCUCGGAAAGAAGGAGGCAGGCAUGUUAAAAUAGUUGUCAGCUUUCAGGAUGAAAUGAAAUGGAAGGAGGAUUCCAGACCACACCUCUUUCUCAUUGGUUGCAUUGGAGUUAGUGGCAAGACCAAAUGGGAUGUACUGGAUGGAGUGGUUAGACGACUGUUCAAAGAAUAUAUCAUUCAUGUGGAUCCAGUGAGUCAGCUAGGGCUUAAUUCAGACAGUGUUCUAGGCUACAGCAUAGGGGAAAUCAAGCGUUCAAACACUGCAGAGACACCUGAGCUUCUACCCUGUGGCUAUUUGGUUGGUGAGAACAACACCAUCUCUGUGGCUGUCAAAGGAUUGUCAGAGAACAGUCUGGAUUGCCUGGUCUUUGAGUCCCUGAUCCCAAAGCCCAUCCUUCAGCGGUACAUUUCCCUCUUGAUGGAGCACAGACGGAUCAUCCUAUCUGGCCCCAGCGGCACCGGCAAGACGUACCUAGCCAAUCGUUUGUCUGAGUACAUGGUGCUGAGGGAGGGGCGGGAGCUGGCCGAUGGUGUGAUUGCCACCUUCAAUGUGGAUCAUAAGUCCAGUAAGGAACUGCGCCAGUACCUGUCAAACCUCGCCGACCAGUGCAACAGCGAGAACAAUGCUGUAGAUAUGCCACUUGUUAUCAUCCUGGACAACCUGCAUCAUGUUAGCUCCCUGGGAGAGAUCUUCAACGGGCUUCUGAACUGCAAAUAUCACAAAUGUCCUUAUAUUAUUGGCACGAUGAAUCAGGCUACCUCCUCCACCCCGAACCUCCAGCUUCACCACAACUUCAGGUGGGUCCUCUGUGCCAAUCACACUGAGCCAGUCAAGGGCUUUCUUGGACGUUUCCUGAGGAGAAAACUCAUUGAAACGGAAAUCAGUGGACGGGUGCGCAAUGCUGAGUUGGUUAAAAUUAUUGACUGGAUCCCCAAGGUCUGGCAGCAUCUCAACCACUUCCUGGAGGCCCACAGCUCCUCCGAUGUCACUAUUGGCCCUCGCCUCUUCCUGUCCUGUCCCAUAGAUGUGGAUGGUUCCAGGGUUUGGUUCACUGACCUGUGGAACUAUUCAAUCAUCCCAUACCUCUUGGAAGCCGUCCGAGAAGGAUUACAGUUGUAUGGGCGGCGAGCUCCGUGGGAAGACCCAGCUAAGUGGGUAAUGGACACCUAUCCAUGGGCAGCCUCUCCCCAACAGCAUGAGUGGCCCCCCCUGCUCCAGCUGAGGCCCGAGGAUGUGGGCUUUGAUGGAUACUCCAUGCCCCGGGAGGGGUCAACCAGUAAGCAGAUCCCCCCGAGCGAUGCCGAAGGAGAUCCUCUGAUGAACAUGCUGAUGAGACUGCAGGAAGCCGCCAACUACUCGAGCCCACAGAGCUAUGACAGCGACUCCAACAGUAACAGCCAUCAUGAUGACAUCCUGGACUCUUCCCUGGAGUCCACCUUGUGAUCCUGCAGGGAUCAAACUCCAAGCCUCGCUACCAAGAUUCCCCUCCCCGUCCCCCCGAGUCAUCGUAACACCAUCAGAUUCCCCCAAUUGAUCCUGAAGAUAACUUCCUACUGAGCCAGCAUCUGCCUCAGUAUUAGUGCUGCAAGAACAACCAGAGACUUUACUUUAGUCAGCCUUGACCGUGGGUGCAGGCAUCCAAGCCAGUCAACCUUGUGACUGUUUUCUUUCUACAGCAAUGAGAACUGCACUAUACUGAUUUUUCAUUUUUAUGUUGUGUUCCCGAGCUCUCAUGCCUAAGACACUGAAGAUAUUUUCAACACAGGAUCACCACCACCUCAUCAUCAUCAUCAUCAUCAUCACCAUCUAAGAAGGGGGUGUGUGGGGUGGGGAUUCGGAACUCUGAAAUCCAUUCUGCCAUGGAUGGCCCAGCAACUGACAGGGCAGAUGGGGGAAGGGAGAGAUUGUCUGCUAUGCUCUCUACCACACAUAAAACCAACACCACUAAGGAACCUCAGCUCCAAGUCAUUGUGGUGCUAUACAUAGCUCUUGGCCUGAAAAAUAACAUUCAGUAAAAGCCCAAAUGGGAAGACAGGGAAACAUUUUAAAAUGUAAUGCAGUCAAUUCUGCCAUAACGCAUGUUUUCAUUGAGCACUUUCUGAUAGAAUGCUGUUGAGGAACUAAGGAAUGGUCUUUCGACAGCACACAUCUGUCUGGCUAGAACACGAUGUGAUGUUAGAAGAAAUGGCUGUGUGCGUGCCUGAGUGGUAUGCUCAAGUUGUUAGCUCCCCAACAUGAUUUCUUCUUAAUGUGAGGUUCUUCAAGGGUGCAACGCCUGGGUUAUUGGAGGACUGGCUGUGCUUUUUUUUUUCAAAAUGGUGCUCUCUCUGUCUGACUGUAAACCUCGGCUUUUCAGGCUCAAAUUCCACCACACAGUUUUUAACUAUUCAGUGAGUGUGUGUACACACAAACACACACUCUCUCUCUCUCUUUCUCUCUCAAGCUGUCCGUUAGUUUGAAGUGAUUCUGCUGACAGUGAGAUGGUGUCCGUGAGUAUUUGUCACUGAGAGAAAAUCUCUUGCUUACUAACACAAUGUGUCCAAGAAACAAAGAUGGACAUCUUUUCUGGACUCUCAUCACAUGGGGUGACAUUACUCUGAUACAAAAUAUUUAAGGACACUGUUAUCACUCCCUCAUCAAGGGAUUACACAUAUACAUAGUACUGUGUAUGUGUGUGCGUGUGCAUGUGUGUGUACGCAUGCGCAGCUGUAAGUGAAUCAGGGUUUUUUUCUGCAAGUACUGCAGAGUGAAAUGCAUUAUACAGUUUUUAAUAAACCAAGUACCCCUGUUCGGCGGGUACAUUAAUUCCCUCCUUAGAACUGGCAUUGAUUUCUAAGUCCCUGUCUCACCCUCCAAACCAAGUUCAAAAUGAGCUUUGGCGGGCAGUGGGAGCUGGUGCCACUGCAGUCCAUCAAUGUAGUUGGUCCCAAGUGACUCUUUGUUUUGUUUUAACAGCACAACACGCCGGUCUUAUUCAGGUCGAACAAGGGAAUAUAUUGGCUGUUCCAAAGCAGCAGAGGUCCCUCCCUUUAGACAUGGGUGCGAUGUGAACUGAAUUUCCCAUUUUUCCUCCUCUCCCUCCCCCUUCAUUCUUUUUGAAACGCACAUCCCCGACAGAGGUCAGUGUAUAGGCUUGUGCUGCCGUGGUGAGAGAAAACACCUCCCAGAAAAAUUGCACUUUCCUUUCCUUAGGAACCAAUACAUAACAACUCAGUGACUCCUAGUUGUCCCUUCCAAAAUGACCGGCCUCUGCCUGUACAAGCCUUGCCUGGUCUUUUCCGGUGCUGAACUUGAAAGCGAUGCCUUACUUGUUUGUACUAAUUGUGUUCAUUACAUUAGUGCUGUAUGUUCCGUGGUCUUAUUUCAGAAAAAAAAACACACAAUAAAAAUAGGGCUAAAAAAACCAACAUCUCUUAUUACUGGGAGAACACAAGCUGCUGUAAAUAGUCUUUGUCUGAGAAGCUGGGGUUUUAGCUGCAUGGCUCCGAAGAAGGAAAGUGAGAUUCGAUUUCAGAUUCAGAGCAGAUCAAAACAAAGAACUUUACCGAACAGCUGUCUGUGUCAUGCAGGAAAAAGAAAAUUUUUCUAGGAUACUGAAUACCUUUUAUAAGCCCAGGUUGCUUUUUCUACAACAUACUGAGAUAAAACAUUUUAAAGAGCUGGUUAAUCUUCAAGUUGCUUAUUAGUGCUUUUUCAGCAUUCUUAACAUACCAGAUCUGUGUGUUCUCACUGUUUAUCAUCAAGGUUGCUUUUAUUCCAUCUCUUGGGUUUCUAGUUUAUGCGGCGUGACUGUUGAGCUUUGCCUUUUUUUUUUUUUUUAUCCCACUUAAGUUUGACCUGAAAAUGCCCUCUGGCAACUUUUAAUGGCUCAUGUCUCUUUCUUUUUAAGUAUUUUUCCCAUCAGUGGGUGGCACCCCUUUCACCUCUGUGACCUGCUUUAAUCUCCGUAAACUCAGCUUCUGUCCCAGGGUAAGAAGAGGCACCCAGCUUGGCCUUCACCGUCCUACCCUCAGGGCCCUCAAAUCCGUGUCCGACAAUGGUCAGAUAUGGGGUUCACCCAUUCUGCUUCCCAGCCAUGAUCUUACCUUUUUCAACUGUGAAUCCUGGGGGGGAGCGUCCACCCGCUGUCCUCUCAUUACGGAUAACUGUCUCAUCCAUCUGGUCAGUGGGCCCCACCAACACUUUUGUUUUAAAGCCACCCAUCCCCUCAACUCCCAUUUCCUGAGACUGGUCUCAGAAAGCACUCUCUGUGUGUAUUUCUUUCUGUUUGCAGGAGUUUGGGUGAUGGUAAGACAAAGCGAUCUAAGUCGACUAGUCCUUGUAAUAGACUCAAACUCAGUGUCCUUUCAAAAGCUUCGGGAAGCAGGGUGGCCUGUGUGCCCAUUCCUUACUUUUCUCACAUUUCCUGUAUAUGUAAGACACCUGAAAAAGUGACUUUGUACUCAUUUAGGGCUCUGUCCAAAAUGCUUCCAUUGCCUUUUUCUACAAAGUAGGCUCAUUUUGAAAUGUACAAGAUUCUAUGCAACAUUCAUGUUGAGUUCUAAUUGGAAGCCAAAAGUUUUCUUUCCAGACUGCCAAGAAUUGUACAGGCCAUAAAUGAGAUGGGGAUACAUUUUUAGUUGGGGUGGGAAAUGGGGGCAGGGAAGAGGGUUGCUAGUCCUCUGGUGUACAUUGGGGAAAUUUUUUAUUUCAUGGUUGAUGCUUAAACUUCAAUAUUCUGUGUAUUGAAUUUUGUUGGCUGUGGCGAUUCUUAAUUCCAAAAAAAAAAAAAACAAAAAAAACCCAUUGUGGAUAUUAAAUGGAAGGUUUGCUGUUUUGAUCUAGUUGUUUCCAGUGGAACAGUUUCUGAAAUAUGUUCUAUAAGAUGUACAUUUUUUCAUUGUAACAUAGAAAUUGUAAAUAAUUGAUUAAAGUGCUGCAUUUUGAUGAAUUUUUUCUAGCCAUUUUUAAAGAGAAAACUAGGAAUUGAGUAUUUUGUGUAUGGUAUGACAUUUCCAUCUUCCUCCCUCCCUAUUUAAUUUUCAUUUGUCACUAGGAUUUGGAUUUGCCAAUGGUCGAUCGGAAAUCAUGCCCUGUGUCACGGAGAAUAAAGCUGAUGAUUGUACCAGUCUUAAAUUAUUCAUGAUUCAAUAAAAUUGAUGCUUAUUUAUUCAGA
Messenger RNA from Ornithorhynchus anatinus (platypus), 11648 nucleotides. It is a transcript of the gene NAV2, whose product is annotated as neuron navigator 2. The transcript is spliced from 40 exons. NCBI's taxonomy places the organism in Eukaryota, Metazoa, Chordata, Mammalia, Monotremata, Ornithorhynchidae. Gene Ontology annotation, biological process: neurogenesis; nervous system development. Bases 539 to 7936 code for a protein of 2465 amino acids. The record is from RefSeq and is a predicted model, not a curated record. Gene Ontology annotation, molecular function: ATP binding; ATP hydrolysis activity; protein binding.